Jaculus jaculus (lesser Egyptian jerboa) is the source of this 2305-nucleotide messenger RNA. RefSeq names its product cytidine deaminase (gene Cda). NCBI's taxonomy places the organism in Eukaryota, Metazoa, Chordata, Mammalia, Rodentia, Dipodidae. The transcript is spliced from 5 exons. The coding region runs from base 23 to 463 and encodes 146 amino acids. The record is from RefSeq and is a predicted model, not a curated record. Gene Ontology annotation, molecular function: cytidine deaminase activity; zinc ion binding. Gene Ontology annotation, cellular component: cytosol.
CCCACCCGGGGAGCAAGCGACAAUGGCCCAGCAGCGUCCCUCCAGCGCUCUGGAGCCCGAGCACGUCCAGCGCCUGCUGCUGUCCUCCCGCGAGGCCAAGAAGUCAGCCUACUGUCCCUACAGCCGCUUCCCGGUGGGGGCCGCCCUGCUCACCGGGGACGGCAGGAUCUUCUCGGGGUGCAACAUAGAAAACGCCUGCUACCCGCUGGGUGUCUGUGCAGAACGGACUGCCAUCCAGAAGGCCAUCUCUGAAGGGUACAAGGACUUCAGAGCCAUAGCUAUCUCCAGUGACCUGCAGGAUGAAUUCAUCUCGCCAUGUGGAGCCUGCCGGCAAGUCAUGAGAGAGUUUGGCACCGACUGGGCCGUCUACAUGACCAAGCCAGAUGGCACCUAUGUCAUCAGAACAGUCCAGCAGCUGCUGCCAUCCUCCUUUGGGCCUGAGGACCUGCAGAAGAUCCAGUGAGGCCCCAAGAGCACUUGCAGCCUGGCAGAGAGAGCCUGAAGAGGGCUUGUAUUCCAAGAAAGCUCUCAAACAAGAAAUGGAGACACAUCAGGCCCGGUGCUGGAUGCUGGGGAAUCUGAGUUUAAACACCACCACAGUCCCCAUCAAACAGAACUCACAUGGCAGAGAAAGUCAAGGAAGGCUCCCUGGAGGAGGUGAUCUAAGGUAUGGAUAGAAAGUCAGAGUAUAAAUCAAACCAGAGGGAGCAGCAAGAUGGUUGCGGUGACUGCAGAAGAUUCAGUAUUGCUGGGUCCUUGGGCAGAACAGGCGACUGCAGGAAGGACACUGGGAGUGAAGAACCUGUGUCAGCUACGGAGCCUGGGAAGGACUUUACACACAGGUGACAGGUGAUGUGGCCACAUUGACCUGGUCUGCACGAGGCACAAAUGACUGAAUUUCUCAACAAUGCCACAUCUCCUGCCCUACGGCCAUCAGGUCUCCAUCCCUCUUGGUCCAGUCACCAUGGAAACGCUUCUUACCAUAGAAAUCUUACUGUCUGGCCUCUGUGAUCUGAUUGUAACCUCCAAAACUUCCAGCUCAGGAGUUUGAAGGGGCAGGAUUUUGAUCUGGCCUCAGCUUUGCCCUGUCAACAGUUUUGGCCCCUGCCCCCACCUUGGCUGUCAGUUUAGAGAUAGCAUUUCUGAAGUGGGCUGUGGCUAAAGGACUUUGUUGCUCUGAGAAAAAUGUGUCUGGCUCUGCUGGAAGGAGACAGAGUGCUGAAACUGUGCCAGGGGACACCUUCCAGAAAAGGAAGGUCAAACAGCCUUCUGCGGCUCUUUUCUCAACUCUCACUCUUUUCCAUUUUGACAUUAACUUCAGCUUUUUCCCCCACAUCCUUUGGGAGAAGGUUACAUGAUGCUUCGUAGGAAGACUGUGUACUCUACCAGAACGCUGCAGUCUCACCCGCCUGGGCGGGGUGGGGGAGUACAACGAAGACGCAGGAUGCACCAGUGGGGAGUGGAAAUCAGAAACAGGUCCCGAGGGCCUCCCGCACACGCGCCAUCCUCCUGUCAUCCUUGAUUCUGGGCACAUCAAAGUCCACCUGGUACACAGCUGCUGUUUAGUUAAUGUUCUGUGAAUGAAUGAGCCUGCAAUAUCAGCAGGUAUCUCAGCAGAAAACCAUAUUCCACAUCUCCAUUUUGACCUUCUGGGUACCACUGCAGGGAGGGGCGGGAUUAUGGAGGAACUGGGGACACUCUGUCCCUCUGAGGCCCUGGGCUGGAUUAUGAACACUCCCUUCAUAGGCAGGGAUGAAUUUAACAGGACCAUUGUCCCGAAGAAAAGCACCUCCUGGGUUUGUCAUAGGCAGCUGUGUCUCUAUCCUGAAUGAGAACACAGAAUCCCACAGCCCUUGUCAGAACGCACUUUGUGCAGAUAUCUGCUUGCUUCUUCUCUAUGCAGAUGUCUGCCAUGAGGUCAGACUGCAUGCUGAGCUGAGCUCAAACCUGUCAGAAGCAACUUAGAUCUUUCUAUGCAAGGAGAUAUGAAUGAGUCUGAUCUACAAUGGAAAGCUAAUUAAUAUCAGUUUAGAGAUUUCAUUUCCAGCAGGAGUAUUACAUAUCACAGUCCAAUGAGAUUGUCUGAAGCUUGGGAGAACAAAUCCUGGCACUUACAACAAGUAUACUCCUUAAAUUCAGAUACUGACAUGAUGUCCUUCACAGACUGGGUACUGAGCAUGGGCCUCAUGGUAAAAGAUGUUAGGGGAGGGCUAGAGAGAUGACUUAGCGGUUAAGAUGCUUGCCUGCAAAGCCUAAGGACCCAGGUUUGAUUACUCAGUACCUACGUAAGCCAGAUGCACAAGGU